CAGACCUGGCAACCCUACUGACAACUACUGCACCUUGAGCUGUAGUAGAGAUGAAACGCCCGAUCACAACCAACAUUACUGACACGACUUUGGACGUGGGUAGUUCGUUCCUUUCCAUUCAGCUCUUCCUGUAAAAAGCGGAUGAAAUCAUAGAGAAACGGAUGACAGCAGAUUGAUCAAUAAUGUCAGGCAGGUAAAAAAAUUGCAUGGUUGAAGCCACUGAGAUGAGCGACAGAGCCGAAAUAAGAGGGCCCGUAACCCGCCGGAGGAGGACAACCAUCUCCGGAGGUGGCAGCGGAGCGGUCAGCGUCAAACAAGCCAACGGGAGCAAGGGGCACAAUGCCGCGGAGAAACCCCCACAGUAUCCCGCUAAAGCCAAAAGAGACGUGCAUGCAAGUAAUAACGGCAAGGUAGACGCAUUGAUGGGGGUGUCAGGGCAGCAGCAGCUCGCCGACACUCCGAAGAAACACAGGAGUGCAGUGGAAGAUAUCAAUGAGAGACUCAGCUGUCAUGUCCUCCAGGAGUCUCUCUUGAGUUCAGCCAGUGGCUACAGCAACUACAGAGGAAUCCUCAACUGGUGUGUUGUCAUGUUGGUGCUGAGUAAUGCACGCCUCUUCUUGGAGAACAUUAUAAAGUAUGGUAUCUUGGUAGAUCCUAUUCAAGUAGUGUCUCUCUUCCUGAAGGACCCCUAUAGCUGGCCUGCAGCUUGCCUCAUCAUUGUGUCUAAUGUGUUCGUCUUAGCAGCCUUGUGCAUUGAGAGGCGUCUGGCUGUGGGCACCAUUUCCGAAAUGACCGGACUGAUUCUUAACAUUUUCAACUUGGCAUCCCUGUUGAUCUUUCCAUCAGCCACUAUACUCACUGUGACCUCCAUGACCCCAGUGGGUGGUGUGCUCUCCCUAGGAAUCUACACAGUGCUGUUUCUCAAGCUGUACUCCUACCAAGACACCAACAGGUGGUGCAGACAAAUCAGACAAGCGAAAGCCAAGAGACUAACACGAUCAUACUCAUGUCCGUCUGUUGCACAGUCCAACGGCUCAGCGGUUCAUACCCAUGUCUCCUACCCAGGAAACCUCACCCACAGGGACAUGUACUACUUUGUCUUCGCCCCAACGCUCUGCUACCAGCUCAACUUCCCACGGUCACCUCGAAUACGCAAAAGGUUCCUGAUGAGAAGACUCUUUGAAAUGCUUUUCUUUAUGCAGCUGUUGGUGGGGCUGAUUCAGCAGUGGAUGGUUCCCACCAUACAGAACUCAAUGAAGCCAUUCCAGGAAAUGGACUUUUCUAGGAUGGUGGAGCGCCUGCUAAAGUUAGCUGUCCCUAACCAUCUGAUAUGGUUAAUAUUCUUCUAUUGGUUUUUCCACUCUUCUAUGAACUUUGUGGCAGAGCUCCUGCAGUUUGGAGACAGAGAGUUUUAUAAAGACUGGUGGAACUCUGAGACUGUCACAUAUUUCUGGGCCAACUGGAAUAUCCCAGUUCACAAGUGGUGCCUGAGACACUUCUAUAAGCCAAUGCUGAGGAAGGGGAUUAACAAGCUUCUGGCUCAAACUGCUGUCUUCCUGGUGUCCGCGUUCUUCCAUGAGUACCUGGUGAGUGUUCCUCUGAAGAUGUUCAGACUGUGGGCCUUUAUGGGAAUGAUGGCUCAGGUUCCUCUGGCUUGGUUUGUGAGCCGUUUCCUGAAUGGGAACUAUGGCAACGCCGCUGUGUGGAUGUCACUCAUCAUUGGCCAGCCCAUCGCUGUGUUGAUGUAUGUCCAUGACUACUAUGUCAUUCAUUAUGGGGGUACUACAUAGUUCUGGACAAACAUACACAUUUGUGCGAGUCAUGUUCAAUACACACACACACACACACACAGACGCAAACACACACACUAGUCUGCAGGACAACUCAGUGAGUGAGUCCCAAGCCAGUAAGGUGACUAAACUGUAAUAGGAAACCCUGCUAGUAUGAACCUGUCGGUAAACGGCAGAAAAGUGUUUUUCAAUUCUUGAUUUUCUCACCUGAUUGUGAAAUGAGCCACAGGAUGUCAGGAACUUAUUCUAACGACAUGAGUAGUGCUUGACUUAAAGAGGUAUUCUGCUUUAGUGGGACAAACAUACCUUUGUAGACAGCCUCUAGUAUUAGCAAAUCUCUGGAUCUGCGGUCAGCACCCACCUCUUAAUAUCUGUAUCUAGCAUUGGACAUUUAGACCUUAAACAAAUUACCCUGAACCCACAGCUGUUUAGCUGUUGUUUUCUGGAACCGGUGGUUGAAGACUCGUCAACUCAAAGGUUAAGUGCACUGAAUGAAGUUCCUCUGCUUGACUUUUAGCAGCAAGUUCUCGAACUGCUUUUAAGGUGGAAACACCUUUGGUAACCAGCACUCCUCAAGUUUUGGAAAGUGCACAGUCUUUCCCGUACAACAAAUGUGAACCACUGCCGAGCAAGCACAAGCCAGGACGGCAUCCUGCCUCUGUAGAGCCAAUGUGAACAUGUUGUUUCAAUAUCUGUGGUUCAGGAGUCACUUUCUAGUGCAUCCAAAGGAAACCGGGAUUGUGAAGCCAGUUUGUACAGCCUAAGGCUUUAAAAUUCCAAUUGCCAAAUUAUGAUGUCUCCAGGUCUUCAAAUUGACCACAGUAACGCUUUUCACAUGUGCUCUGUAUAAAUAACCAGUAACCAUAUCUUUUUGAUGUGCCGAAGUUGAGUAUUACGGAAAUGUAUAAUAAAAAGAUUUAUCAAACACAAAUGGUCAAAGGCAGGAGACUGAAGACAGAAGAGUGAGGAAGCUAAGAGUGAAGAAGAAACAGUUAAAUGAUGUUUCUGUCACCUUAUCUGUACAGUUAUAGAUCUCCAGGCAAACUCUCUUCAUUUUCUCAACAACAUCAAUGCAAGUUCUUAAUGUGACAUUACAUUCUACAGGUGUAUUGUUUGCCUUGGCUUUAUUGUCUUUAUUUGUGUUGCAAUUGACUUUAUUUUGUUUAAUUGAUUAUUGUUGGUAUGACUUUCUGCAUUUAUGUUGCCUUGAAAUUAUAAUUUAUGUUGUAUUUUAUUUUAAAUCAGUGAUUUAAUGCAGUAGUUGAUUUGCUGAUUUGAACCAAUGAAUGUUUUUGGCACUUUAAAGCAAUGCAUGUUGACUAAAGCAAUAGAUUUCUAUGAAUGUAUUUUUUAAGUUAUAUCAGCCAUGUAAGGAAAAUAUUGUUUGUUAAAUUAGUAAUUUGUAUGUUUUGUGAUCUGCUUGUUGAUAUUUUUUUUUCAUACAAGGUUCAUAUCAAAGUAACACGGCAGAUGCUGUGGUAAUAAUAAGAGUUUCAAACAUG
Scatophagus argus is the source of this 3292-nucleotide messenger RNA. RefSeq names its product diacylglycerol O-acyltransferase 1a (gene dgat1a). Gene Ontology annotation, biological process: triglyceride biosynthetic process. The record is from RefSeq and is a predicted model, not a curated record. The transcript is spliced from 17 exons. Gene Ontology annotation, molecular function: diacylglycerol O-acyltransferase activity. Lineage: Eukaryota; Metazoa; Chordata; Actinopteri; Scatophagidae. Bases 207 to 1790 code for a protein of 527 amino acids. Gene Ontology annotation, cellular component: endoplasmic reticulum membrane.